This is a messenger RNA of Chenopodium quinoa (quinoa), 726 nucleotides long. RefSeq lists its product as uncharacterized. Gene Ontology annotation, molecular function: endo-1,3(4)-beta-glucanase activity. The coding region runs from base 1 to 726 and encodes 241 amino acids. The record is from RefSeq and is a predicted model, not a curated record. NCBI's taxonomy places the organism in Eukaryota, Viridiplantae, Streptophyta, Magnoliopsida, Caryophyllales, Amaranthaceae. The transcript is spliced from 2 exons.
AUGACGCUAUCUGAUUUCUCCUCUUCUGAUUUUCGAUUCAUCUUAGCUAGAGGAUGUCCCUACAUUACUCUAGAAGUUUCCAGAACUUUACCCCUCUCUUUUUCCACAAAAUCCGCCAUUAAUUCUCUCUCUUCUCCAACCCCCAGAAAACACAAAGUCGAGCUUCAAAACGAGCAAAUCUGGAUAAUUUACUCUUCUUCUGAUUUGAAUCUUGAGAAAAAAGAUGAUACCCAUUUUGUUAGUUCAAAAUUAUUUUCUGGGGUUGUUAGAAUUGCGAUUUUACCAGAUGAAAAAACCCAGAAGAAUGAAGAAAUCCUCGAUUUAUACAGUACUUGUUACCCUGUUAAUGGCGAAGCAAUUUUUGCAACCCCAUUUAAGUUGGAUUAUAAAUGGGAGAAAAAAGGGUGGGGAGAUCAAUUGUUAAUUCUAGCCCAUCCACUGCAUCUUAAGCUAAUUUCUGCUUAUAAUUCUGGGAUUAGGGUUCUUGAUAAUUUUAAGUAUAAAUCAAUUGAUGGGGAAUUAGUUGCUGUAAUUAGAAAUCAAUGGAGUAUUAGGGUUAAUAAUGUUCCAAUUUCAUGGCACUCGAAUCGAGGAAUUUCUGAAGAAAAUUACCCAGAAAUUGUUAGUGCACUUUGGAAAUAUGGUGGUUUGAAUUCAUCCCCAAUUUCAACCACCCAUUCUUAUCAUUAUGCAAUGCAGGUUGCUAGAAUUGCUAGAUGGGGUUAA